Molecule: messenger RNA, 1683 nt
Organism: Stereum hirsutum FP-91666 SS1
Lineage: Eukaryota; Fungi; Basidiomycota; Agaricomycetes; Russulales; Stereaceae
Product: FAD/NAD-P-binding domain-containing protein
Exons: 10
Molecular function (GO): FAD binding
Source: RefSeq, a predicted model, not a curated record
GUCGGCGCUGGCCCAACUGGCCUGACUAUGGCCAUUGUGCUCAUGAUGCAAGGCGUUCCGACGAGAAUCAUCGAUGAGAAGGCCCAGUACUCGACAAGCAGUCGCGGUACCGGCGUCCAGACCCGGUCACAGGAGGUGCUUCGCACCAUAGGUUGUGUCGACGAAGUCCUCGAGAAUGCCACUCCUCCGUUUGUAAUUCGUAUAUAUGCCUCACCCGAUGGAGUCAAUACCGUCAAAGAUUUCGAGUGGAGUCCACCCUUGAAGGAGAGCCCAUCGAUUCUAUUCCGCAGUAUAGCCAGUACGAGCCAGGCAUCACUCGAAGCUGCUCUUCGUAAGCGCCUUGAGGCGCUCGGAGGUUGCGUUGAACUGUCCACUUCCUUAGUGGGACUUCGUGAGGGUGAAAAUUACGCUGCUGCAGAGACCAUCCACAGGUCUCCGACUGGUGAACCUGCAGCCACAGUAACUAGAAAGUAUGCAUCUGUGGUCGCGGCAGACGGUGCCAAAGGCCGUAUCCGGUCCAUGGUCGGUGUCAACUUCCUCGGUGAGAUGCGUAAAGCAGAACGCAUGUUCAUAGCAGACGUUACUGCCGAUGGCUUGGAUGGAGAGCAUUGGCAUCGAUGGGGAGACAUGUCGAACCUGAGCUGUUUCUUGAAACCCAUGGUCCCAUUCCCACGAUUCCAGCUUCAAUCCAUAGGACCCCAGCUCCCUGAGAGACUGCCAACUAAUGUAGACAAGCUCCAGAAUUUUUUCUCUGGAAUAUCGGGUCGUCACGACAUCAUUCUCUCCGACAUGACCUGGAGCACUGAAUGGCGGGCAAAUAUACGAAUGGUGGACAUGUUCUCCACAGGACAUGUUCAUUUCAUCGGAGAUGCAGCUCAUUGCCACUCACCUGCUGGCGGUCAGGGAGUCGUGACCGGGAUGACAGACGCAUUUAACCUUGCGUGGAAACUCGCCCUCGCCUACCGUGGUCUCGCCUCUGAGGCUCUUCUUCCAUCGUACCAGACCGAGCGCAUGCCCGUCGUCGCCAAUAUGCUCAGUCUCACGAACGCCCUCCACGCACGCACCAUCGGUGCUCAACCCCAAAUGGCCGACAACGCCUCGGAGAGUGCUGCUCGGGAUCCCAUGUAUCGAGACAACGCUCUGUCACAGCUUUGGGUGAAUUAUCGCUGGAGUUCUAUUGUGGUGGACGAGCGAUUCCCUAGGAGGACAUCGGAGGAUCCCCAUAUGAAUCCAUUUGGAGUCGAAGGAGACACUCUCCAGGCGGGGGACCGUGCACCGGAUGCUACCUCGCUUCGCGAGGUCGACGCUACUACGGAAAUCAUUUCUUCCUCCGAAACGACGCUGUUCAAGGUAUACUCGCCUACCGUCCAUACCCUGAUCGUUUUCCCGGGUAACAAAUUCUUACCCUUCGACCUCGAGUUUGCGUCGAGAUAUCGCACUAUGGCCAUCUUGACCCUCUGGAUUAUAAUACCUUCUGGACAGCCGGCUGGAGACGUGGCAGCGGAUAAGAUAUUCAUCGAUGCAGCUGGGCAUGCACGAUCUGGAUAUGGACUAUCGUCAGCGCCUGCCGACUCUGAAACUCACUAUUUCUUGGUUAGGCCGGAUGGGAUGAUUGGAGCGUACGGUACUGGCCCUGGUAUAGUUCAAGAAUACUUUCGCAAUAUCCUGCGUUCAGAUGAUUGA